Lindgomyces ingoldianus is the source of this 1758-nucleotide messenger RNA. RefSeq lists its product as uncharacterized. The transcript has 5 exons. The record is from RefSeq and is a predicted model, not a curated record. Gene Ontology annotation, molecular function: peroxiredoxin activity. Bases 1 to 1758 code for a protein of 585 amino acids. Lineage: Eukaryota; Fungi; Ascomycota; Dothideomycetes; Pleosporales; Lindgomycetaceae.
AUGUCUUCCUCGGUGUUUAAAGCGACUGUAUCAGUAUACGCACUUUCAUGUGGGCAUCUAACACUCCCUGAGUAUCAGUUCGUUCACCCGGUUUCGCAUACCGCGCGCAAGACCGUCCCUUCACUUGCCUUUCUCAUCCAGCAUCGAAACAUUGACAAUGGAAAAGUAACGAAUAUUGUAUUCGACCUUGGUCUAAGACGAGACAUCAAGCGAUAUGCAGAGCCUAUACAGAAACAUGUGGCUACAAGACAGCCCAUGAGCACCGACCCUGAUGUUGUGAAAAGCUUGGCCAAGGGUGGAUUAACACCUGAGGACAUUGAAUAUGUUAUAUUCUCUCAUGUGCACUGGGAUCACGUAGGGGAACCACGCGACUUCCCUACGUCCACAUUCAUCAUCGGCCAUGGCGCUAUGGCACUAUUGAACGGCACAUCCUCGUCUCUCCGCGGCGGGCACUCAUUCUUCGAACACGAUCUGCUUCCCGAGAGCCGUACUAUUGAACUCUCUGACCCCAUCGCAAACAUUCCACAGACUUCAUCAAUCUUUGAACAGAGGGCCGGAAGCCUUAACCUUAAACAGGUAUGGCAACCUCACGACUAUCUUCCUCAAACGCUCGAUCUAUUCAACGACGGCUCCGUGAUCAUCGUCAAUGCUCCGGGCCACUUAGCUGGCCAUAUCAACAUUCUCGCCCGAAUAUCAGAUAGCCGUCAAGUCUACCUUGGGGGAGACACAUGCCACGACCGUCGCAUUCUGACGGGCGAGAAAGAAAUUGGAGAAUGGAACGAUGCGGAGGGUCACAUCUGCUGCAUUCAUGCAGACCGAAAGACCGCUGAAGGAACGAUUUCACAGAUUCGGGACCUAGAGAAGAGUGGAGUUGAGAUAAUCUUCGCACACGACGUUGAAUGGGAGAACAACCCAGCGAAUGCAAGCCGAUUCUUCGGCGCCGAGGCACCACAGGGCCGCAUUGUCACAAUGACACUCCCAGCCUCUCAGAAGUCCCUCAGAGCGCGCUUCGACACCGAGCUCGGUGCCACAAACUUCGAUAACUCCUGGUCCCGCCUCCUCACCCACUCCCCUUCCAUGUUCGCAGCCACCAUCUCCCUAACCUCCGUCCCCAAGAAAAAAUCCCACCUAUCACCUAAAAUCCAAGCCCUGAUCUCCCUCUCCGUUUCCGCUGCCUCAACACACCUGCACGUCCCCAACAUCCACCGCUACACAAAAGCUGCUCUACAGGCCGGCGCAACGGAAGCUGAAAUCGUCGAAGUCCUCUGCUUAACCAGCACGCUCGGUAUCCAUGCCUGCAACAUUGGCGUUCCGAUACUCUUCGAGGUGUUAAGGGAGGAGGGCAGAGAGAUGCCGAAAGGUAUGGAGGGUAUGAGCGAGAAGCAGUGGAAGCUGAAGGAGGAGUUUGAGAGGAAGAGGGGGUAUUGGCAUGCAUUUUGGGAGGACUUUUUGAGAUUAAGUCCGGAGUUUUUUGAGGCGUAUACCGAGUUUAGUGGGGUGCCGUGGGAUGAGGGGGAAGGGGGGAAGGGAGUGCUGGAACCAAAGGUUAAGGAGUUAAUAUACUGCGCCUUCGACGCUGCUGCCACGCAUCUAUACAAACCAGGACUCAAACUCCACAUGAAGAAUGUGCUUGGAUACGGAGGCACACCGGAGGAGAUUAUGGAGGUCCUGGAACUGGCGACUUUGUUGAGUACUGCCACCAUGGAUGUAGGUUUGGAGGUUUUGGAACAAGAACUGGAGGCUAAGGGAAAGGAUUAG